AUGAAUGGAGGUCAUCGUCUUAAAUUUUAGAUAUCAUUCAGUGAAGAUGAAAUAAAACCAGAGAUUAUUACUCUUAAUCAAUUCGAUGAUGCACUAAAAUUUGAGGAUAGAUAUGAAGCAUUAUAAACUUUGGGUAUAAACUUAUAAAAAUUCGUAUUAGGUUAGGGUGCCCAUGCUGUAGUGAAAGUAGCAAGAAAGAAAGAUACAGAUGAGAUUUUCGCGGUGAAAAUAGUGAGAUCUGGAGAUUAAGAAAUAUAAAACAACGUUAAGAGAACUUUUAAUAACACUAGAUGUUUAAGACAUCCAAAUAUUGCAUAGGAUAUUGAAUUAUUUAUAAAUGAAAAGAUGGAAACUUCAUAUUUAAUAAUGGAAUAUUGUGCAUUUGAUUCAUUGGAAUCAAUUAUAAAGAAGAGAAAAUUGAAUGUAAUUGAACUUAGAAUUGUGAUUAAAUAAUUACUUUUAGCAAUUCAACAUGCUCAUCAAAAAGGUAUAUGCCAUAGAGAUUUAAAACCUGAUAAUGUUCUAGUAGAUUUGAGUGAUAAUAUGGAUACAUCAGAAGUAAAAGUAAAGGUAGUAGAUUUUGGAGUAUCAAGAAGAUUUUAAUCAAAAGGUUAAGAGAUUGAAAUGUUGACAAAAACAGGAAAUGUAUUUUAUUGUGCACCUGAAAUAUAUCAUAAAUCGUGUUAUUCCAAAGAAGUUGAUAUAUGGGCAAUAGGAGUAAUAACAUAUUAAUGUUUAUUCUAAAAACUUCCAUUGCAUUCUGAUGAAUAUCAAGAUUUUGUUGAGUUGUUGAGAUGUCCAGAUAAAUGGAAGUUUAAAGAAUAAUUGAAAGAACUAGAAAUUCCUUUAUAGAAUUUAAUUAUAGGAAUGUUGGAAUAUGAUAGUUAGAAAAGAAUUUCCAUAGAUGAUGCAUUAAGAAAUUCCUUUUUUGAAUAAUAAUAAAGAGAAAGCACUCCUUUAAUUAUUAGUACGAAUUUGGAGAAUCUUAUUCAUAAUAGCAAUAAACAUAUGAAAUAAUUGCAAACUAGUUUGGCCAUCAACAACAAUUAUUUUGGAUAUCAUAAUUUGGGAAACAUGAUAUAAAAGUUGCAAGGAGAAAAAAACUAAGAUAGAGUAGAUGUAGAAGACUUGACAAAGAACUUUGGAAAUAUUCAUAUUGUAUAGAAAUAAAAUGAAAAGAGAGGACCAAUUUAAUUAAUGAAUUCUAUAGGAAGUAGCAAUGUUUUAAUGAGUAGAUUUGGAAGUAGACAAGAGAUAUCUUAUUAAGCCUAAUCUGAUGCAUUAAGUAUUAAAAAUUUAUUAUAUUAUUAGGGAAAAUAUGUGAUAUCAAAGGUUCUUCAGAUCCAUUCGGUGAUUUUGCUAUAUAAUAAAGUUAAGAAUUGAAAGAGCAAUAAUAAUAGGAAUCUAAUAUUCAAUAAAAUAACUAGAAAUUAUUUCAAUAAUUAGGAUCUCAAAUUGAAUCUAGUAUCAAUCUCACUUCUGAAGAUUAAACUAAAGUUAUUAAUCAAUUAGAUAGUUUGGGAAUUCCAAAAAGGAGUUCUGUCCUUACUUAAUUCUUUGGAGAUUUGGGAAUUAAAGAAGUGGAUGAAAUAACUGAAGACUUUUGA
This is a messenger RNA of Paramecium primaurelia, 1607 nucleotides long. The record is from the annotation of a GenBank genome assembly. NCBI's taxonomy places the organism in Eukaryota, Ciliophora, Oligohymenophorea, Peniculida, Parameciidae.